Mercenaria mercenaria is the source of this 6082-nucleotide messenger RNA. RefSeq lists its product as uncharacterized. The record is from RefSeq and is a predicted model, not a curated record. The coding region runs from base 180 to 2249 and encodes 689 amino acids. NCBI's taxonomy places the organism in Eukaryota, Metazoa, Mollusca, Bivalvia, Venerida, Veneridae. The transcript has 6 exons.
AAAUCUUCUAACUGGGCUAGUUUAGGGCACGCUAUUAAAAGAACAUUGACAUUUUGUUUACAUUUUUAUAGGGGACGAGAUCUGUUUUAUGUUCUUAUAAUACUUGGUUGCUUACUUUCAUACACAGGAAAAAUAAAGUUUUUAAGUAUGUGUUAAACAGAGCCUGGUAUUAAACAAUUAUGUCGACAUCUGGCGGAGAGCAUCACCUGCGGUAUAUGCUGCUGAUGGGAGAAGGUGUCCCUUUUGUACUGAGAAGUCUGAUGAACAGAGAAGUCAAUACCUGUAAGAAAUCAUUGACUGACAUUUUGUCAGCAAAGGAGCACGAUCUGAGAGAACUGUUUAAACACGACAGCCAGUUUAAGAAACUCUUCCCGUCAAAAGGGCAUGUGAACACGGAGCUAGAAUCCUGGGACAUUGGUUUACUGUCGCAGAUUCUUUUGGAUAUUUUCGGACAAGACUUGACGCUUCAUGAACGUGUGCAGGUGAAGUCGUUUGGUUAUUCCAGGACAGACUUGAUACAUAGGUAUCUAGCUGUCUAUGAAGAGAAUGAAUUUACACGUGAUAUGUCAGAUUUGGUGGUCGUUUUGCUGCGGCUGUCUGCAGGCAUAGAUCAGCAAACGUAUGACAAAUGCCAGGAUCUGGUGAAAGAUUCCGCAAGUCUAGACAUUCCUGAACUCAUGGUUCGACUGAGGGCUUGUCACGAGUACGAUAACAAGAUGGUCGCGGAAAUAGAUGGCAGUGUCAAAGCGAAGAGGCUUAAGAAUGAACCAAAGAAAACAAACUCAAUUGAUUUAUUAAAAGAGUAUGAGUUUUCGUUGCGAAGAUUCGAAGAAUCGUUGACAAAACCAAGACUGAAAGAGAUAGACUUCGCAUAUGCACAAACGAUUGACAGCCGAAUAGAAAUUCGCUCACAGACGGCAGAAAAUGUUACGAAAGGGACCAUUCUCCUAAUGAAUGCUUUUCACAUAAUCCUUGGCCAGAUUGCUGAAAAAGGACCAAAUAAUGUAAGGAUAGUCAGCGACAAGAUUCUCAACGCCACACGAACGGUUACCAACCUGAUACAGAGUAUUGACGGUGCAUCCAUUUUCGAGGUGCUAUACAACCAUGUUCUCCUCAACAUCAAAUGUUCAAGUUCCCGCGCAAUGAAAAAAGUAUUAAAGAAGCUGCUUGGGCCUGAAUUCAAGGCGGCACUUGCAAACCUCGCGGAAACUCUGAAAGACGAACUAGGCGCAACAAUCCAUGUGAAAGGGCAUGUUAUGGAAUCAUGCAUCUUAGAAACAGAGGAUCAUUUGUGUGAGCAAGGACUAAUAGUGGGAACAUACGAUGAUUUGAGCUGUAAAGCCGGGCAUAAACACCCAAUUGUGAUGUUUUGCAACGACGAUGAACAGUUUUGUUGCCAUAUCUGCGCAUUACGUCAUCACAGAGCGUGCCCAGGACUACGACAAACAACUCAAGCUGAGAAAAUCAACUAUGCGAAAAAAGAUGUCAAAGAAUACAGUGCCAGGAUGGAACUUGAUGAUGCUGUUUGCUGGAUAAAUGGCAUUUGUGCCUUACCAAAUGGCAGUUUCCUGUUUACAGAUGAAAACAAUAAGCGCCUUAAGAAAAUUGACAGCGCGUUUAAUGUUGUCACACAAAUUGAGCUUCCGAAUGCCCCGUAUGAUGUUUGCUUCAUGGAAAACGACCAAGCAGCCGUUGGACUAUGGGGCAAAACUGUUCAGAUAAUGAAUGUGAAGGAGCAUCUUACGGUAGAAAAUACCUUUGAACUCGAACAUUCCAUUCUGGGUCUUAUCUACAGCAAGAAAAAGUUCUAUGUCACUGACGAAGGAUUUGUGUAUACCUAUAACAUUGAUGGCUCGGGAAAGCAUCUUUUGUAUAAAUCAAAUGCAGAACUGGUGUGUUUCUCCAAGAUGUGUCUUAGUGCGGAUGGGGAGAAGAUAUUCAUAGUUGACGGUUACGGCGGUCUUGAAACAAUUGACCGGAAAGGUAACCAUCUGUUCACCUUGCGCGAAGAGGAGCUAAAGAUGUCAAGGGGAAUAAGUUUAUCCAUGGAUAAAACUCUCCUUGUAUGCGAGUACGAGUACAGUACAGUUUUGCACAUAGAUGCCGAUGGGGAAAGGGUUCUUGGAACGGUUCUCGAGAAACUAAAUGGCGUGAACAGGCCAUCAGCACUAUGUUUUGACAAGAAGAGAUCAAAAUUGAUUGUAUGUCAAAGAGAUAAAUACGAAUUUCUUGUGUAUGACCUUGAAUAGAUUGAUUUUGUUUUGUUUGAACCAUAUGCAGGGUUUUUGUAAGGUCCUUUGCGUCUCUGGUAUUAUAGUUGUGUUUCGCCGUAAUUUUAUUUCCAUGAAUUACUGAUAGAAUGUCUUGUAAUAAUUACCAAUUAGAAAAUAAGAAUGGCAAGAUUAAAUAGUAUUUUGUUCAGUCUGACAAAUUUUCUUAGACGACAAAGCAUGGAGCAUUCCUUUGAACUUCGUAAUGGCAAGUAAUGAUAUCACAUACACUAUUCGAAAGUGUAACUUUUUUUUGUUAUUGUCUUCUCCUAGAACUAUGCUUAUUUGAGUGUUAAGGAAGUCAGAAUGAUCACAUUGUUUAAAUAACAUUGACACCCACUACCAUAAUACCCUUUUGAACUUGAAUAACAGUGUAACAACAGCUGGAGAAAGAUAUUUUAACUAAGCCUUCGUUACACCCGGGUUUAAAACAUCCUUCUUAUCAUGCAGAGUUGCAUUACUACAAUUCGCCAGUUUGUAACAAUAUAUAGGUCAACUAUUUUUAUACGCCCGUUUGAAAAACGGGACGUAUUAUGGGAACGCCCCUGGCGGGCGGGCGGCGUCCGCAGACUUUGUCCAAAGCAUGUCUUCUUCAUGCAUGGAGGGAUUUUGAUGAAACUUGGCACAGUUGUUCACCAUCAUGAGACGGAGUGUCGUGCGCAAGAACCAGGUCCCUAGGUCUAAGGUCAAGGUCACACUUAGAGGUCAAAUGUUAAAUUCAAGGAUGACUUUGUCCGGAGUAUAUCUUCUUCAUGCAUGGAAGGAUUUUGAUGUAGCUUGGCACAAUUGUUCAUCAUCAUGAGGCGGAGUGUCAUGCGCAAGAACCAGGUCACUAGCUCUAAGGUCAAGGUCACACAUAGAGGUCAAAGGAUACAAGAAUGCAAACUUUGUCCGGAGCAUUUCUUCUUCAUGCAUGGAGGGAUUUUGAUAUAACUUGGCACAAAUGUUCACCACCACAAGACGGAGUGUGAUGCGCAAGAACCAGGUCCCUAGGUCUAAGGUCAAGGUCACACUUAGAGGUCAAAGGUUAAAUUCAAGGAUGACUUUGUCCGGAGUAUAUCUUCUUCAUGCAUGGAAGGAUUUUGAUGUAGCUUGGCACAAUUGUUCACCAUCAUGAGGCGGAGUGUCAUGCGCAAGAACCAGGUCCCUAGCUCUAAGGUCAAGGUCACACAUAGAGGUCAAAGGAUACAAGAAUGCAAACUUUGUCCGGAGCAUUUCUUCUUCAUGCAUGGAGGGAUUUUGAUGAAACUUGGCACAGUUGUUCACCAUCAUGAGACGGAGUGUCAUGCGCAAGAACCAGGUCCCUAGGUCUAAGGUCAAGGUCACACUUAGAGGUCAAAGGUUAAAUUCAAGGAUGACUUUGUCCGGAGUAUAUCUUCUUCAUGCAUGGAAGGAUUUUGAUGUAGCUUGGCACAAUUGUUCACCAUCAUGAGGCGGAGUGUCAUGCGCAAGAACCAGGUCCCUAGCUCUAAGGUCAAGGUCACACUUAGAGGUCAAAGGAUACAAGAAUGCAAACUUUGUCCGGAGCAUUUCUUCUUCAUGCAUGGAGGGAUUUUGAUAUAACUUGGCACAAAUGUUCACCACCACAAGUCGGAGUGUCAUGUGCAAGAACCAGGACCCUUGGUCUAAGGUCAAGGUCACACUUAGAGGCCAAAGGUCAGAUACAAGAAUGAUUUUGUCCGGAGCAUUUCUUCUUCAUGCAUAGAGGGAUUUUGAUGUAACUUGGCACAAUUGUACACCAUCAUGAGGCGGAGUGUCAUGCGCAUGUCCCUUCUUUAGAAUUACUUCCCUUUGUUGUAACUCUAAAUAGCUUAUAUUGUAACUUUUUCAUUACUAGUCGUAGGGAAAAAUCGAGACCACUUUUCUGUAGUACAACAUGCAUGUUACAUCCAAUUCUGAUUUUUGACCUAUCUCUUACCUGGUAAGAUUUUUGUGUGGACUUACAUUUUUUUUCUUUUUUUUUGAUUUUUUUUUUUUUUUUGUAAAGAUUAACUUCCCUUAGUUGUUCCUAUAAAUAACUUACAUUGUAACUUUUUUAUAAAUGACCGUAGGGAAAAACCAAGACCACUUUUCAGUGGUACAACAUAGAUGUUACUUUCAAAUUUUAGGUGUAUUUUAAGGUAUCUCUACCUGGUAAGGAGUUUUUUUGUGGAUUAAGAAAACCAAAGAAUUACAAUAAUUACUAAAAAAACAUUGUAAACAACCACAAAAUUAAAAUUUCAUUUGCAAAUACAGGUGCUAGUGUAAAGAAAUAUGCUGUGGCGGGCGUAUAUUGUGACAUUCUGGCACUCUUGUUUAUAUCUAGCUAGAUUCAAAUUGUUAAAGCUUAAUCGCGCGGUGGUUCAAAUAAGUUACGAAAUAAUACGAUAAUAUCCGUGAUGAUAGAUACGAUAAUAUCUGUGAUAAUAGAUAUGAUUAUAUCUGUGAGAAAAGAAGGUUGUUUCACAUUUCAUGAUACUCGGUCAUCAGAGUCUGCUAUUAUUUUGCUUGUUUGCGAUCUUCUAGUAGAUCUUAUUGUUGGUAAAGGCAUUAGUGUCUUCCUUAUUUAGUUCAGAUAUUUCCCAGUAAAUUCAUGUAUAUUACUGUAAAUAUAUACAACUAUAAAAGUAAGGAGCCUAUAUAUUCAGCUUUGUUUCAGUGUAUAUACAAGUCAAAUGGUUUAUCGCGGCCAGAAAUUUGUACAAACCGGACAGAAGUUGCGAAAUUGUCAUUUGUGCAGGAAAGAAGCGUUUACCAUAAUGUCCAGGCCCCGUGUUCACAAAACAUUUUUCGAUCUCAGCUGAGUUUGAGUUUGAUAUUUUAAUAUCAGUUUUAUUAAAACUUCAAGGUUAAAUUCAAUCUGAGACAGACCAGCAAUAUUGAAGUGCCACUUGAAAAUAAUGUUGAGCAUAAAAUUAGGUUUUAAACAUACUCUUUUGAUAUAAAUGACGAUUUAAGUUUCAUUAUCAAACUCAGCUGAGACUGAAAACGUUUUGUGAACACGGGGCCAGUACUGGGCAGAUAUAGUGACAUACGUUUAAGAUAUCAUGCUUUCUGUUUAUGCAGGUAAACUUGUGUUUGGUUAAAUUUCAACAGAGCACAAUUGUCUGAACAGUGUACAGACUCAUUACUGUUUUUCAGGCAAGGGUGGAAAAAAAGUGGUAGACAAUGAAAGCAGUAACAUUUUUUAUUAAAAAAAAAAAAUAAUGAGAAACUCUUCCAACAUCUUUGGACGGUUCAAAAAUCCCAUGUUAAACAUACGGUAAAGCCCGAAACGCGUGAAAAUGUUCCGAAUGUAAAUCGGGUGAAGUAGGCGCUCUAUGUAUAGAGUUAGAUUAUGCGUCUAGAUACUGUACUAGAGGGGUCGGUCUACUGUGGGUUAUUGAUUACACUGGGCGAGUCUACUUACUUAUUACUUGAGGAUGAAAAAACCGUGUUUUUUAAAUGUUGCUCUUAAACAAGGGUGGCGGUUGAACUACAAAAAGUACAACAACAGUUAAUUCACAACAUAUCGUACGGUAUGUUUUAUAAUCAGUAGAAGCUAGUCGUAUUUACGCUUAUGAGACCUGUUUCACCCAUAGGUAUAGAAUUCACAGGUCUAUCAUGAAAUAUUUUCCCCAGCGCGCAUAUACUUCACCUAUUCCAUAUGAUCGCGGCCUCCAGCAAUAAGUGUUUCUUCUUGUUACAAAAUGCGACUCGGCCCGUUUUCUUUUAUCCUGCACACUUUUAACUUCCUAUACAUGUCUACUAUUGUAUACAAUGAUAAUGCGUAUAUUAAGACUGUAUUUAUUUAAGAGAGAAAAUAAAUAAAAACGUAUUCAGUUUUGUAAAAA